CUUUACAAAGCCACCAUCUUUGAUGCUAAACAAACAGGUGGCUGCAGUCUGUGGGCAAAGGCAUCCAUGGAAGCCACCUUCUUCAUUUUAGUAGCUAUGCUUACAUCCAUGAACUGAGGAAACGCUGCAAGGAAAUGGAGAGGAAGAAGACAGAUGGUGGUGUGGCCACAGAGGAGAAGAGCUCCAAGGGAAGAGUUCAUCCUAGUGACACCCCUUCACCAGUGUGUAGUGAAGAAGGAGGUGAAGAAUCUGGUUGGAGCAAGCAAGUUCUUUUAUGGAUGUCACCUUUGGCAUGGAUUGACGACCUCCAAGUACAAGCAUUCCUCUGAUCUGAUCACCAGGCCUACUCAAUCGUGUUCCUCGAUGAACAUGAGAUAAAAGUAACUUGGCCUGCUUACAAAGUACAAGCUUCCAAGUUCAAGCUUCCUCUUGGUAACUCAAACAUAGACAGGAGUAGCUUUAAGAGGAUACCAGCUACUCCUAGAGUCCUUAACUUUCUGCUUAGAACUUCAUAGAACACAUUUUCUCAUUUCGGACAGACUUGCAGCUUUAAAUAUUUCCCUAGUUCAUCAAUUUUGGUGCUGCAGAAUAUGAGACUGAAUCCAUCCAUAAUAGAUCGUAUCUUCUUUUCUUGUCAAUUUGCUUGAGAGUUUUGGAACUACUUUCAGAUCCAUUUGAAUGAAAUUUUAAUUUCAUUGGAGCUUUAAAAUAUUUUUAUUUAGAUAGAGUACAAAUCAUAUCGGUUUUUCUUGUUACGAGUUAAACAAAGUUGAAGGUUUAUUAUGAUAAAUUUAUAUAUAUAUAUAUCUUAUUAUGAUGAUGGAUUGUGGUCUGAAAUCCAUCUAAUUAAUUUGUAUGCAUAAAUAUUUUAUCUAAUGAUUUUAUACAUCUAAAAUAAUAAAAAAAAUUGGUCUAAUAAUUUUAUCUAAAAUAUUCUAUCCAAUUUAUUGAGAAUAUUAACUUAAGUCACUAAAAACUUCCAUCUGCGAAUUCUCUCUCCACCGCUUGCUCGUAGGGUUUCGAGGUUUUUUGCUUUUCAGGCGCAGUCGGAGAGGAAGGGAAUACGGUGUUGGUGACGGUUUGUGUCUUCGGACAAGAGGAGGAGACCGAUGAAGAGGUUACCGGCAUUCUCUCUCUUCUCCAAAACCCUCUGCUUCAUCUAUCGACCGCGUCCCGCGGAUGCUCUACUUUCCUCCUCCUCCUCUUACUCCGUCGCCGCUACCGGAAGCGGAGCUCUUCAGCCCAGCUUCAUGGCCGAAUACCUCGUCACGUCAUGUGGCUUCUCCCCGGAGAAUGCGGCCAAGGCCUCGAAUCUCCUCGGCGGCAUCGCGUCCCGCCGGCAGCCCGACUCCGUCCUUGGCUUUCUCAAAAGCCACGGUUUCGACGACACCCAUGUGAAAGAGCUGCUGUCUGGGAACCCCCGGUGGCUUCUCCUCGACGUGGAGACGACCCUGGCCGCCAAGUUCCGAACUCUCCAGGAGUUAGGCUUCUCACAGUCCGACAUCACCCACCUCCUCGUGGCCAAUCCCUCCGCAAUCAACUAUCGCGUCCGCACCGUGGUGCACAAGAUCCAGUUUUGGCAGGGACUCAUAGGAUCCAACGACCUCCUCAUAAAGCUCUUUAAGACCCACCAGUGGAUUCUCGGGUCUAGCAUCGAGAAGAAGAUCCAGCCAAACAUCGAGAUGCUACGGAGCUGUGGAUUCACGGGUGAAAAGCUUAGAACGAUCCUGAGGUACCAGCCCACGUUGGUAACCCUGAGGGCGGAAACCUUGAGGGCUUUGAUCAGUCGUGCCGAGGGAUUCGGAGUAGCCCGCACCUCGGGGAGGUUCCACUGGAUUCUGUGGACGCUCUCCAAUGUUAGCGUGGAGAGAUUCAAUGCGCAAAAGAAGCUAUUCGGGGCCUUCGGGUGGUCAGAGGCCGACUUCCUCGACGCAUUCAGAAAGACUCCUGGUUUCUUGGCAUGUUCCCUGAAGAAUCUGAAGAUGAAAAUGGAAUUCUUCGUGAAUGAGGCUGGAUAUGCUCCGUCUUAUAUCGCCCUCCGGCCUGUGCUUUUGACAUUUAGUUUCGAGAAAAGGUUGAUCCCAAGAUAUCAGCUCAUGGCAGCCCUGAAGUCCAGGGGGCUGUGCGCUGGUCAUCCCAAAUCGCUCACAUAUAUGCUGUGUCCAGAGAAGAAGUUCUUGGAAAGGUUUGUGGCUUGUGUUCGUGAGCCCUCUUCCCCUUACAUGCAAGCAUGAACGAUUGUUGUUGUCCGCUGUCCAUUGCUCUGUCAUUGAUUUCAGGUACGCUUCCUCCUCUUUCUUUUCAUAUUCUGCUUCAUCCUCUUCCUUCUUUUUUCUUUCUCGACGGUCUCAUCUUCUUUCUUCCUCUUUCUCCUCCCUACUCUUAAUACAUGGCUUUCUCUUCUUCUUCAUCCGACUUCCUCCUUCAUCCACUUUCAUUUGUUUCUUCGUUUUUGAGGCUCCUUACAUACCGGUUGAUAAUGUGUCAGUAUAUUGGUAUCUCAAUGUAUGGAUUGGUAUGUAUCGAUCUGGGCAGAGACUGAUAAGUUACUUAUCGGUAAGAGAAUAAACGCUGGUGCACUGCAUGCUUCAGAUGUAGAAGUGCUCGACAACUUGAGUUUUCACUUGCUGCUCAGUUUCUGCUAUCGUUAGCGGUGUAAGGUAAGUUUGUGUAUGUUAACACUACCCUGUAUACCACUGAAAAGCUCAUUUUACACAGAAUUGUGUUAUAUUGACUCUUUGGGGGAAAUGUUAGUUUAAAAUUUGCUGAA
Musa acuminata AAA Group (dessert banana) is the source of this 2770-nucleotide messenger RNA. Its product is annotated as transcription termination factor MTERF8, chloroplastic-like. NCBI's taxonomy places the organism in Eukaryota, Viridiplantae, Streptophyta, Magnoliopsida, Zingiberales, Musaceae. The transcript has 4 exons. Gene Ontology annotation, molecular function: double-stranded DNA binding. Bases 1110 to 2234 code for a protein of 374 amino acids. The record is from RefSeq and is a predicted model, not a curated record. Gene Ontology annotation, biological process: regulation of DNA-templated transcription.